Molecule: messenger RNA, 1056 nt
Organism: Cladophialophora yegresii CBS 114405
Lineage: Eukaryota; Fungi; Ascomycota; Eurotiomycetes; Chaetothyriales; Herpotrichiellaceae
Exons: 2
Coding region: 1-1056 (351 amino acids)
Source: RefSeq, a predicted model, not a curated record
AUGUUCCGACAGUUGUGCACGUUCAGAGUACAUGCGAACCCUCGCCUACACAUAUUGCCAGCCGUCGUUGUACUCUUUUUGGUCUUUAUCCUGUUGCCAAACCCAUACUCGAGCGACGUCCAACUAGGACGUCUUUUUGCAGUUUCAACAGUCCAGCCCAGACAAGCCGCGGCGAAUGCGACCCUUGGGUUCCAAAGGUUGAUAGCACUUUCGUCCAAACCCAGCUGGAGAACUCGCGGCCUCCAAGCGGCCGCCAAGCUCACGGGACUGGACUUCACCAUACCGCCACAACCGCACAACCCCGUGGAAUUCGUCGUUGCGUUCGAGGACAUCGGCCUCGGCCAGACUACCACACCCAAGCAUGGCUCUGCCUCGGCGUGGGUUGCGCAUCUCGACCUCCUCAAAUUCGUGAUCGCAUCUGGCCUCGAGACCGCAUUUAUUGUCGAAGAUGACGUUGACUGGGAUGUGCGCAUCAAAGACCAAAUCAAACUGAUCUCCGACAACGUCCGGAACUAUACAUUCGUGCCCAAGUCCGAUCCCACGCCCUACGGCGCGGACUGGGACGUCCUCUGGCUGGGCCAUUGCGGCGGCGCCAUCGAGGACUGGGCGCCCCCGGGCGUGAUUUACGCCGACGACACGCGCAUCCCCACCGACUCGUACGCCUCGUGGUCGACGGGCUAUCUCCAACAGCGACUGCCCGAAGGGCACCGCAUGAUUCACGUCUCAACCACGACGGUGUGCAGCUUCGGAUACGGCGUGACGAGGGCCUCGGCGCAGAAGAUCCUCACUCUCCUCGGGCGUGGCGCGGACGAAGCCUUCGACGUCGCAUUGUCGCACCAUUGCCGCGAGAGGGAACUGCGGUGUCUGGUCGUCAACCCGCAGAUCAUGCACCACUACGAGCCGUCCAAGGAUCUGGGGUAUGUGAGUCCCGUCGAUUCCGGCGACGGGGAGGGCGAGCCCGUGGACGAGGCCGAGUUCGAGUUUAUCAAGGGCAAGACGUUCAACAUUGUGGAGAGUGCACGUUGUCGGGCCUUGUUCAACGACACGUGCGCUUGA